AAGACUGGUGGGAGAGAAGACAAAACGCAGUUGAGUUUCGACACGGUAGUCGAUGUUGUCGCGAAAUAUUAUCCUCAUUUCGAUUUUCAAAAUGUGUUAAAAUUAUCGUUUUUUUUUUCACAUAAAAAUCAUUCAUGAUAGCUAAUUUAAACUAUUGAUAAUUACUCAUAAUAAAUAGUGUAUAAAUAUAAUUGUUUAAUUAGUUUUUUUUAUUAAAUCAAUAACAAUUAGUUACUUUUAAUUUUUACAAUAAAAAAACAAAGUGUAUAUCAAUUUUUGAUUAAAAAAAAAAAAUACCCAAGUGUAAUUUAUUUAUUUUUUAUUAAUUUGUACAAAAAUUUCAAGACAUUUAAAUUUAUGGUUUAAAAAUAAAUGAAAUAAUUAACUUAAUAUAUUGACUCGACACUUGCAGAGACAUAUGCACACAUAUAUAAAUAUAAAUAUAUAAUAUACAUAUUGCAAUAUUAUUUCUUACACUUUGCCCUUCCUUUUUAUGUUUGAAGUGAUAUUGUAUUUAUGUAUGUGUAUGUGUAUAUUGUGUGUUUAAAUCCAGGGGUUUGAUUGUGACUGGAUAUAUAAAAAAAAGUUUGAUACAACGGGGCUGUCCUGGUUUUCAAGUGCUUUUAUCAAAGCAUGGACGUCAGAUUGGUGCUUAUUGUGCUGGCAAUAGGCCUACUCAUGGCUGCCGGUGCUAUAACUAAAUUUGGUUCAUAUACUAGAAUUACACAAAUAACACUUGCUGCAAUAUUUGUACCAUUAAUAUGCAAAUAUCAUCGAAAAAUUUAUGUGAUAUUACGGACAUUACCACGAGACAUCAAGUUUUUAUAUCGUUAUAUAAAUGCAGACAGAGAGACAAAACGAUAUGUCAAAAACAAUUCAACUGUGAUGAAGCUUUUCAAAGAAAGGGCAAUACUUUAUCCCAACAAGCCAUGUUUUAUAUUUGAAGGACGUAUAUGGACAAAUGCUGAUAUGGAUGAUUAUAGCAACAGGAUAGCUGAUGUAUUUCAAAAAGCUGGAUUUGUAAAAGGUGAUGCAGUUGCAUUGAUGAUGCCAAAUAGACCAGAAUUUGUUGCAACAUGGCUUGGACUUGGAAAAAUUGGUGUUAUAACUGCAUUGGUUAAUACAAAUUUACGUCUAAAUGUAUUUACACAUUGUUUAACAAUAGCAAGUGUAAAAGCAAUAAUAUAUGGCCAAGAAUUAUCAUCAGCUGUCGAUGAAAUUCGAAACUCAAUGCCAAAUAUAACGUACUACAAACAAGGUGCUGGACUUGAUGACAUUCAAGAAGAUACAUAUAAUUUAGAUAAAUUAUUAUCAGAAGCAUCAUCUGAUGAUCCAGUUGUCAGUGAAAUACCAGGCUAUCGAGAUAAUUUGUUGUAUAUUUUUACAAGUGGAACAACUGGUUUACCAAAAGCUGUAUUAUUUCCAAAUUCACGAUAUCUUUUGGUGACAAUGGGAACAUACCAUAUGCUUGGAUUGAGAUCAGAGAGUGAUAGUAUGUACAAUCCAAUACCACUUUAUCAUAUGGCUGGUGGUAUGGUUGGUACUGGUUGUGCAUUGGUCAAAGGAAUUCCAAGUGUUUUGCGAACUAAAUUCUCAGUAUCUGCAUACUGGACUGAUUGCAUCAAAUACAAUUGUACUUUGGCUGAAUAUAUUGGUGAAAUGUGUAGAUAUUUAUUAACAGCACCAGAAAAACCAGAAGACAAACAACAUCCAGUAAGACUGAUGGUUGGUAAUGGAAUGAGACCACAACUUUGGCAACAAUUUGUCGAUCGAUUUAAAAUUGAACAAGUUACUGAGGUUUAUGGUUCCAGUGAGGGCAAUGCAAACAUUGUUAAUGUUGAUAAUCGAGUUGGUGCUGUUGGUUUUGUUCCUUCAAUUUUGCCAAAAUCACUUCAUCCAGUUGCUGUAAUUCGUAUUAAUUCAGAAACAUGUGAACCAAUUAGAGGACAAGAUGGUUUAUGCAUACGUGCUGAAAUAAAUGAACCUGGAAUGUUUAUUGGUCUUAUUAAACAAGGAAAUGCAUCACAAGAAUUUAAUGGAUAUCUUGAUAGAGAAGCAUCAAAAAAAAAAGUAAUUGAAAAUGUAUUUGUAAAAGGUGACAAGGCAUUUCUUACUGGAGAUAUAUUAGUUCAAGAUGAACUUGGUUAUUUUUAUUUCAAAGAUAGAACUGGUGAUACAUUUAGAUGGAAAGGUGAAAAUGUUGCAACAGCUGAAGUUGAAGGUGUUGUUAGUAAUGUUGCUGGUUUUAGAGAUACAACUGUAUAUGGUGUUCAGAUACCAGGAAUGGAAGGACGUGCAGGAAUGGCUGCAAUUGUUGAUCCAGAUUGUUUGCUCGAUUUUAAAGCACUUGCUGAAGGUCUUGAUCGUGCACUUCCGUCGUAUGCACGACCAAUAUUUCUACGAAUUGUCAAAGAACUUGAAAUGACUGGUACAUUUAAACUUAAAAAAAUUAAUUUACAAAAAGAAGGCUUUGAUCCAAAUAAAAUACAAGAUAAAGUAUAUUUUAGAUCUGGUAAUAAAGAGUAUGUUGAAGUUACACCUGAAUUAUAUGAAGAAAUAAUAUCUGGUUCAGCUAAAUUAUAAAACUAUUAAAACUCAUUCGAAAAAAACAACUAAAAAAUGAUGGGAGAGACAAGUCCAAUUUCACAACGUGAAAUCGAAAUAACUCAAAAAAAUUUAACAACAAUUACAUCAAAAUAAUAAUAAUAAUAAACAAAAAAACCCAAGACAUUGAAUAUUAUUUUAUUAUUCUAGUUAAUUAUAAAUCUAUUUGUAUUUUUUAUUUUUUGUUAUAUUUAUUUUUCCUUGCUCGUUUAUUCUUUGAGAAUAUUACGGUAAGAAGAUAAAAAGUGUGAUAAUAAUAACACAGAAUUAAUGUUAAAUUUAUUAUUAUUUCUAUUUAUUUAUAUUUUUUUUGUUUUUUGCACUAGUACUUGUGUGUGUAUGUGUGUGUAUGUGUGUUUAUCAAAAUUUAGAAAACUAAGUACAAAGAUUAUUUAUCUAGUACAAUAAUUAAAUUGAAAGGAAAAAAAAUUAUUUCAUUGAUAAUAGAUAAAAUAUUUCUUUAAAUAAAUGAUCAAAAUUUAUGUAUCAAAUUAAAAAAUAAAAUUUUGAAUUUUAAUUAUAAAUAAUAAAUUUAUUUAUUAAUAAAAUAAUAAAAUAAACACCAAAUUAUUCUUCUUACCGCUAUUUUUUCAUAUGAAAUUAGAGUCUGGACCAACUAUUUAAUUAUCGUGUUGAUCGAUAAAAUAAAAUCAUCAUUAAUUAUCAAUUUUAUAAUAGUUAAAAGUCUUUUCUGCAAAAAAAAAAAAAAAAUAAAUAGAUAAAAAUCGAAAUUCAACACAACAUAAUUUUAAUUUCGAAAAAAAAAAAAUCAUUCAAGUGUCAUUUUAAUGUCUGCAAAAUGGGCCUUCAGAUGUGCCACUAAUUACAUCUGAAAUAUGUAAAUAGCAUAAUAAUAUGUACUGUAAUGAAUUUAAUUUUGUUUACGAAAUAAUAAAAAGAUUUGAAGAAAUAAUUAAAAUUGAAUUAACGAAAACCAAGCUAUGUAAAAAAAAAAUAGAAUUGAUUAAUGAUUUUAUAGUUAAAAUGUACAGGCAAUAUGUUAACAUUAUUUAAUCGACGAUUAUUUCUAUAAAGAAAAUAUUUAAUAAAAAAGAGGAAAAAAUCGUCCAUAAUUAAUUUAGUCAAUUUAAAACAUGACAACAAUAUUAUGUGGCAAUUUUUUGCUCAAAAAAACUUUAUAUCUAUACAAAUAAAUAAUCAAUAAUAAAUAUAGACACUUUCACAUACUGAUAAUGAAAUAAUAAUUAGGAUCAAUUUUACAAUUAAUAAUGAAAACAAAAAUCAAUUAUUGGCACGAUUAAAGCAAAUUGUUGCUAAAAAAAAAAAUUGAAAAAUAACAUUUUAAAUAAUUUUGACAAGGUAUAUUUAUAUUGAUACAUUUUGAAAUUAAUUAUUUUCAAUGUGUACUUUGUCAUAGAAAUGUUUAACUGUUAUUUGCAUGUAUGUCAAAUUAAAAAAAUAAACUGUUUCCCUGACUAAAUAAAUUAUAAUUCAAACAGCACGUUAUGAAAAAAUAUAUAAAAUUGAUUGUAUAAAUUUAAUGAUUGAAAAAGUAAAAAUGAAUGGUAAAAAUCUUUUUUUUUUCGUGGCUUAUUAGAUACUCUAAUUAAUAUAAUUUAAAAAAAAAUUUGUAAAUGAGAGGGCUUUAAUUAAAAAACCAAAAAGUUCGAGAUUACGAUGGAUGUAAAUAAAAACAGUUUAAACACAAAUGAAAUUAACAA
This is a messenger RNA of Aphidius gifuensis, 4286 nucleotides long. Its product is annotated as long-chain fatty acid transport protein 4-like. Gene Ontology annotation, molecular function: long-chain fatty acid transmembrane transporter activity; long-chain fatty acid-CoA ligase activity. Gene Ontology annotation, biological process: triglyceride homeostasis. NCBI's taxonomy places the organism in Eukaryota, Metazoa, Arthropoda, Insecta, Hymenoptera, Braconidae. Bases 634 to 2583 code for a protein of 649 amino acids. Gene Ontology annotation, cellular component: endoplasmic reticulum. The record is from RefSeq and is a predicted model, not a curated record. The transcript is spliced from 10 exons.